AUGGUCCUGAUGUGUUCUUACUCUGUCAACAGCAGCGGAUCCAACCUGAAGAAACUAUGCCGCAAUGCCCAUCACCUCGACAACUCCAUGUCGAUCCCAACAACGGAACAGGCAAACGGCCGCAUCCGCUGCCUUGGGCAGCUCCAGAUUGUUAAGAUCUACGAAUACCUGGUCAAAGACACAUUCAACCUCCUCGCCAGGACAAGAUACCAUGGAUGCCAUUUCAAGACGGCAAAGCUAGAGGUCAAUGUGUGUGCUAUGCGGACCGCUGUGCGUGAAUGGGGAAGACUUUUCCGUGUCCAAGAUGUCAAGCAAACAUGGAAUGUGGCAGCAAGUGCCCCUCUUCAACCAGGUUGUAAGCUCCACCCCUCCGAAGAGCUGACCGCGCAAUUUGAUCUGGAGUUUUCCCCUUUUGGUACCCUAGGUUUUUUUUUUGCUACCUUGGACGACGGCCAACAUUCACGUCAUGUGAUUGCGACUGUUGGUCACGUCCUGGGUGACACGUGUGAUUCAAUAUCUGUACAGAUCAGUGCUGACGGUCGAAUGCAAUCCCUUAGAACUAUAAAAGACUGCAAAAGAUUUGUCGGCCGACCUCGUUUCCGACUCGGUUGGCCAGAAGACCGGCCAUGUCUCAAUGAAAUUUGCCUCAUUGAGACGAUCGGUCUGGAAAGCGCUCAGACUAAGUGCCGGUUUCCCCUAGAUCUUGAUUGUCAUGCCCUUGUUCCUCCUAUUGAGGAAACAGACCAAGAAUUUACAGCUACCGAUCCGAAGCUGGCCGAUCCGGAUGAAAUGAUAGCCUGGGUAGAACAAAAUCGUCCGGUUACAGUUUACAAGCAUGGUGCGGCCACUGGCCACACGACUGGGAACCUCAUGAGGAUUAAGGAAUUAGAACAAGGGUUUCAUCAAGGUCGACCAUUGCGAAGAUCACCCUCUUCUUCUCAGUCGAGUGAUUCAGAUUGUGAGAAAGACUCAACUCGGACAUUCCACUUGGUUGUAGAGUGGCUGUCACCUGCGCAACCAUUCGCUGCACCUGGAGAUUCUGGGAGUCUUGUAUAUGCUAAGCGCGAUAAUGUGAUUGUACCAUUUGGGAUCCAUUAUGGAUCCAAAGGGUGUGUCAGUUAUGCUUACUUAUUAUGGUUCUGGUGUGAAGAGGUGUCCUGUUGGCUUAAGGCUGACCUUCAUUUCUGCGAUCCAGGUGAAUGUCCUGCCAGUGCCAUGUUCUACCAACAUGGUCAGAGGCUAAUAAUAAAUAGAUGUAUGCAACCUAUGGCUACUGGGAUUUGUGAGUUAAGAGGAGGCUGCCAAGCUAUGAGCCAACUAUCAAUUGCUUGUGAUAUACUGAACCCCAGCAGAAGAUCCAAGCAGGGAUCUCCUUGUCCAGUUCCCUGUGAGCAGGGCUCAUAA
This is a messenger RNA of Rasamsonia emersonii CBS 393.64, 1404 nucleotides long. RefSeq lists its product as uncharacterized. The transcript is spliced from 6 exons. The record is from RefSeq and is a predicted model, not a curated record. Lineage: Eukaryota; Fungi; Ascomycota; Eurotiomycetes; Eurotiales; Trichocomaceae. Bases 1 to 1404 code for a protein of 467 amino acids.